Molecule: messenger RNA, 1965 nt
Organism: Salvia splendens (bonfire salvia)
Lineage: Eukaryota; Viridiplantae; Streptophyta; Magnoliopsida; Lamiales; Lamiaceae
Product: RNA demethylase ALKBH9B
Exons: 6
Coding region: 209-1327 (372 amino acids)
Biological process (GO): mRNA catabolic process
Molecular function (GO): demethylase activity; mRNA binding
Source: RefSeq, a predicted model, not a curated record
UUGUCAAAAAUCCUGGAAUCGUCUGGUUUCUUGGAAUUCUUUCCUUAAUUCUUCUAGAUAUAAAUUUUACUUGGAGAAAAUAUCUUGCUCAAAUACCCUAGAAUUCAAUGGUUUCCCAAUUUGAUUAGCUAGUGGAUUAGUCUCAAAUUAAUUCGAACAUAUAUUACCGUCUCUCUCAACACUCCUACUCUGCAGCGACUCCUCCGCCAUGAAUGGCCACGCGAAAGCUCAAAACACCGACGAAGUCCGGAUCGCCUCCGAAUUCUUGUCCAAUUGGCUGCCUUUCUUAGCCCGCGGCCUCUGCAAAUCCUGCACGCACACCAUCUCCCACCGAAUCCGAUCUCUCCAUACAGAACGGGAUGCUGCUGUUUCUACACAGAGUAUUGUAGAUGCGAAUCACUGUAAGGAAGAUUUGGGUGACUGCACUGCCCGUUCCACUGGGAGUGCGAAAGACAGUGCGGAUAACUAUGAUGAUGAUGAUGAUACGCAUUCGUUGGGUAGUUGGAUGGACGAGGCUGAUCGAAUGUUGGAACAAGCUGUUGAGGCAUCAUCAAGAAGCGAACCAUUAAACUCGUCAGCACGACAGCCAAGACCUAUGUUGAAAAAGUCUUGGGCAGAUAUGGCUAUGGAGGAUGAGGUUGUGGCAGGAGAUGACAAUGAUGAGAGCAAUGGGCUUGUUGAUGCUAAUGAUUCUUUUUCGGAGGUAAAUUCUGUGGCUGAAGCUAAGCCAAAGGUGGCGUUGAAAGGAAAAAGGACUUUCUAUGUUUGGAAAGGAUCAACUGUCAACAUACUGGAAGGGCUGGAGCUACACAAAGCUAUCUUCAGUGCAGCAGAGCAAAAGAGGAUUGUCAGUUUUGUUGGACAGCUCGAAGAGAUGGGAAAAAAGGGCCAGUUGAAAGCGCGCACAUAUACUGCUCCUCAGAAGUGGAUGAGGGGGAAGGGGCGUAUAACUCUUCAAUUUGGUUGCUGUUACAACUAUGCCACAAUUCUAUUGGGUGACAGGAUAAAAAGGGCAAUCCGCCAGGAAUCCUCAAGGCCGAAAUUGUCGAUCCGUUGCCCCAAUUGUUCAAGAUCUGUUCUUGUAUUAAAAGGAAACGGAGCUGAUGUGGCUAAGCAUUGUGUCCCAGCUGUCCCUUCCAAAAGGAUAUCGAUUACCUUUAGGAGAAUGGAUGACACUAAAAGGCCAAUGGGCUAUACUCCAGAACCAGAUUUGCAAGGGCUUCAACCAUUGAUGGAUGAAGAGGAAAGAUCUAGCAAGGAUAAUGCUUCGAAGAGACAGACAUAUUUCGAGAAAGCCAGCAGAUGGAGGAGAACCUAUGGUAGAUAGGGGAAGAGGAUUGGCUUCAGAAAAUCCAAAUUCCCGUUCUUCAGGCCGAACAAGACAAGGUCCUCCAUACAGGAGAAGGCGCGGGUCUAAUCAGGAAUAUUGACGAGUUAACUAUUACUAUGUUACAGACUUACAGUUAGUUACUGGAUUUCAAGAGUCUUAAAUAUAUUUCUCAACCUAUCUGUUGAGCACAUUUUUGCGCCACUCAUCAGGUACCGUCUAAACUAUCACUAAAAGUAUCUCAGUUUAAGGCUAUUACAACAUGUGGGCUUUGCAUAUAGCUAUAGCAAAAUGCUGUCCGAGUCUUGUCCGUACUUAAAGAACUCUAUGUCAGUUGGGAAUUGUUGCUGUGGUCUGUGUUCUUCUUCCUGUUUCGAGGAUAUUCAUCUCUGAAUGGUAUUAAUGUCGCAGGCUCAAAUGAAUAGUUGAAUCCGAACUUACAGAGCUGGCUGGGAUGUAAGAAAACCGGUACAGCUAUUCAAGAGGAAAUUCAUUGAAGAUUAUUUUUCAGUUUUAUUUUUUUUACAUUUGCAUGUAGUAUUUUAGAAUGGAUCAACCUGUAUAUUUCAUUUUGAGUUGGGAUUUUUCAAGGCUGUGUUAGCUUUCAGUAUAAAUGAGUAUUAGUGAUUUUUCUCCUA